Messenger RNA from Bufo bufo (common toad), 2324 nucleotides. RefSeq names its product leucine-rich repeat and death domain-containing protein 1-like. NCBI's taxonomy places the organism in Eukaryota, Metazoa, Chordata, Amphibia, Anura, Bufonidae. The record is from RefSeq and is a predicted model, not a curated record. Bases 156 to 2324 code for a protein of 722 amino acids. The transcript is spliced from 6 exons. Gene Ontology annotation, molecular function: protein binding.
CUGGCAACCAUACAGCAUGUUCCUCCCAUGGUUUGUCACUCAGCAUUUCAGCUGUUAAUGUGGAAUUACCUUCUCCUCAGUUCUACCGAACAAUCCAGAUAAGAAAAUUUCAGCCCUAUGACUUUCCUCAGUGUGGUGAAUUCCAGUUAUCAACAAUGGUAUCUGAGACUCUCACAGUCUUCAAUCUGAAUGGCAAGCAGUUAACUGAGAUACCAGAAUAUGUCCUCAAAUCUGCAGAUUUAAAGUGUUUGCAGCUCAACAACAACUCGAUCAAGGAGCUACCACAAGAUUUACAAUGUCUCCUAAAAUUAGAGAUAUUGUCUAUGGAUGGAAACUUGCUAAAAUGUCUACCUCCAGAAAUAGGUCAUCUAUCCCAACUUCAAGCCAUAAACCUAAGCAAUAACCUAAUAACACAUCUACCAGAUGACUUCUCAAGCUUUCAGCACAUCAGACAGCUCUUUGUCUCUCAUAAUCAUCUCACAAAAGUGCCUUUAUGCAUUGGAAAACUGACAACAUUGCAGAUUCUGGGGCUGAGUGGUAACCAACUGAAGUCAUUACCAGAUACAGUGGCCAACCUCAAGAACCUGCAUGUGCUGAACCUAGAAGGCAAUCAGAUCUCCACGUUACCCAAAUGUAUUUUCAGACUCCCUCAAUUAGUUAAGCUUUGCCUAUGUGGUAACCAGAUAAAAAAUUUGCCAAAAGAAAUUGGAGAUCUAAGGAACCUCCGAGAACUCUUGAUAAGCAAGAAUCAGAUUGCAUUCUUGCCAAUACAGCUGUAUAAAUUGACCAAUCUAGAAGAACUGAUCAUUAAUGACAACCAACUAACUAAAUUAUCAGACAAGAUUGAGCAGCUACAACAACUAAAAGUUCUUUCCAUUGCCAAUAAUUUAUUUCAGAUUAUCAGCGAUAAACUGUGUGGCUGUCAAUGUAUAAAGACUUUAAUCCUGACAGGAAAUCAAUUGUGUUCCCUUCCUGAAAAGAUCCACAAGUUAACCAACUUAAUGGAGCUUCAUGUUGACCGCAAUAUGUUGGCGCUUCUACCAGAACAACUGGCGCAUUUGAAGCAUUUGUCGGUGAUGGCCUGUGGAGACAAUCAUCUGCUUUAUCUCCCAAUUGAACUGAAUAACUGUUCACAGAUAACCAAAUUGGACUUGAGUGGUAACCAGUUGUCAGAAUUCCCUCAAGCUUUGUCCUCAAUGUUUGAUCUGCUACAUUUAAACCUCAAUCAUAAUGAAAUUCAAGAAAUUCCACAAAGCAUCAUUUACAACUCUAAGCUUAAAUUCUUAGAGAUCAGUGGAAAUAAAUUACAGGAGUUCUCUGGCUAUAUUUGUACACUUCACAAUCUCAUUUACUUGGAUCUUGGCAACAACGAUCUUCGAGGCGUCCCAACAAAUGUGGCUGACAUGGUAUCCUUGUGUGAUCUUCUUCUUCAUUGUAAUAAGCUGACAAGAUUUCCUUCUGAAUUGUGUACUUUACAAAGCCUUCAGAGACUCAACCUGUCAGGAAAUCAGAUUCAAUCUUUACCUGUGCAGAUCAGUCAGUUAGAGUCACUUAAGGAGCUGGACCUUUCCAACAAUAAUUUCAAGGCUUUCCCAAGAGAAGUGUUCCAUGUUUUGUCCCUGGAAACUCUACAUAUCAGGGAUGGCAGUGGCAUCAAGAUUACAGAACUACCAGAAGAGUUAUGUACAAUGCAUAAUCUCAAGAACCUGGAUAUUUCUGACAAUGCCAUAAGAACUAUUCCAGAAAGCAUUGGAAGAAUGAACCAUCUUGUCAAUAUUACAGUUUGCAAUAACCAGCUCUCCUGUCUCCCUGCAUCUUUUUCUGCCAUAGAAGGACUCCAGUACAUCAACCUAAAUGGUAACAAGCUGACAUCAUUGCCUGGUGACAUCUAUCGUAUGAAGAAUCUAAAAGAGAUCAGCAUUGAUGGCAAUCCCAUGGUGAAACCUCCUUGUCUUGUGUGUGAAGGAAAAGAACUGUAUCCCAUUGGGCGUUAUUUACAGGCAGCUUACCUGGCAGAAGACAGAAUCAUGCAGAAGAUCUUCAAAUUAGUCUCUCGUAAUGUGCUCAUAGAAGAUUUUGCAUUUUUCUGCAAUAAACUUCAGCUUAAUGACGAAGACAUUAAAGUUAUAGUGAAAAACCGAUCUCUGCAGUUUCCAGAGAAAAUUUUCCAAGUGUUGAACCUAUGGAGGGUACAGAGAAAGGCCGAUUUAAGUCCUGUUGCCAUCAUGGAGCAGCUGAUUCGAGUGCUGGUGAUGGCAGACCUACAUGAAGUGGCCCUAAAAGCCACGAUGUUAAAACUCUCAGAAAAAGCAAUAAAAAUCUGA